Molecule: messenger RNA, 201 nt
Organism: Eurypyga helias (sunbittern)
Lineage: Eukaryota; Metazoa; Chordata; Aves; Eurypygiformes; Eurypygidae
Product: trypsin V-B-like
Exons: 1
Biological process (GO): proteolysis
Molecular function (GO): serine-type endopeptidase activity
Source: RefSeq, a predicted model, not a curated record
AUGGGCAAGCACAGCCUCUACACGCGGGAGUGGGGCGAGGUGCAGAAGAUGGUGCAGAAGAUGGUGGCCCACCCCGACUACGACCCCACCACCAAGGACAACGACAUCAUGAUGCUGAAGCUCCUCACGCCCGUCACCCUCACCGACAGGAUCCAGCCCAUCCCCGUGGCAUCCUGCCUCCCACAGCCCGGCACCACCUGC